AUGGGCGCCAUUGGCUGUGAACUCCUCAAAAACUUUGCAAUGAUGGGAGUGAGUUGUGGCUCCGGCACUACCUGGGUCACCGACAUGGACAGAAUCGAGAGGUCCAACCUCAACAGACAAUUUCUCUUCCGUUCCACCGAUUUGAUGCGCCCUAGAUCGACUACCGCAGCUCGAGCAAUCAAGGAACUGAACAAGGACAUGAACAUCCAGGCAUUGGAGUAUCAAGUCGGCCAUCCUACUGAUUUCUAUUUCAACGACCAGUUCUACGUUCGACUAGACUUGGUCCUCAUUGCCCUCGACAGACUUGACGCACGCAAGUUUGUCGAUCUCAAAUGCCUGUACUACCGACUCCCCAUGAUCGACUCGGGUACUCACGGAACAAGGGGGCACUGCCAGCCUGUCGUUCCCCACCUCACCGAGUCAUACUCCUCCAACGACCCCAUCAGUCACGACUUUGCCUUCUGCACUGUCAGACACUUCCCCAACUCCAUUGAACAUUGCAUUUAG
Messenger RNA from Octopus sinensis (East Asian common octopus), 507 nucleotides. Its product is annotated as ubiquitin-like modifier-activating enzyme 1. Gene Ontology annotation, biological process: ubiquitin-dependent protein catabolic process; DNA damage response; protein ubiquitination. Gene Ontology annotation, molecular function: ubiquitin activating enzyme activity. Gene Ontology annotation, cellular component: cytoplasm; nucleus. The transcript has a single exon. Bases 1 to 507 code for a protein of 168 amino acids. The record is from RefSeq and is a predicted model, not a curated record. NCBI's taxonomy places the organism in Eukaryota, Metazoa, Mollusca, Cephalopoda, Octopoda, Octopodidae.